AUGAUUGAGCGACUUGGAGACUCGUUGUCCGUCUAUCGCCAAUACGAAGAGCUCUUCGGUGACAAUGAGCGAUUUAAGACUGCUUUGACCAACGUAUACUAUCAUGUCUUGGUCUUUUUGAAGCAGGCCAAGGAUGUCUUUACGUCAAAAGGAUUUCGAUUAUUUGGCAAGGUCUUCUGGCAGUCUUUUGAGAAUGAGUUUCAGAGCACCCUAGAGUCUAUCUCUCGACACACCAACCAGUUACAAGAAGAGAUCUCGCUCGCCCACCGGAAAACAGUUCAAGCCACCUUGGCCAACCAAGUCCGAUUGCAAGUGUCUACAUGUGAGGCUCUCCGAAGAAUCGAGGCUCAGAGUUUUCCGAGACAAAGGUUGAUGGAGUGGCUCUCUCCGGUUGACAUGGAAGAAGUUUUCCUUCGGGAAUCUCAACGCCGCUGCGAACCAUGCGGUCAAUGGCUGCUUGAUCAACAACCAUACCGUGACUGGUUGGAAACAUCCGAUCCAAGAUUAGUUUGGAUCGCAGGCCCUCCAGGUGCUGGAAAAACCGUUCUAAGUGCGUCGAUCAUUGAAUCGGUCCGAAAGGCUAUCCUGGCUGAUCCUCAAAAUAUCUGCACCUUUUUCUACUGUGACAAGAAAAACGAAAAUAACCAGUCAAUUUGUACCGUGCUGGUAAAUCUUCUGGCUCAAAUUCUGGCUCACCUUGAGGACAUACCCGCAUUCAUCACCGCUGUCCAUGAGAAUGCCAUCCGUUUUGGGCGAUUUAAGAUGGCAGCUGCCGACAUGCCUCUUGCGCUGUUGAAAAGGCUGAUUAAGUCGAUGAAAAAGGUCUACAUUAUUAUCGAUGGCGUGGACGAAUUCAAGGACCCGGUCCAAGUCGUUGACACUGCGCAGGAGCUUAUCGAAUCUUUGCCAAAUGUCCAGAUCAUCCUCCUCAGUCGAGACGACCCUAAGAUCAAGACCAGGACGGAACAACAUCUCAGGAUUACUAUGACUCCUGCUGAAACGAGCCAUGACAUGGCCGAGUUUAUCUCCAAAGCAAUUAGCCAACUUGAAAUUCCCGAGGAAACCUGUCGUCAGGACAUCGAGGACCAGAUCUUGCGGCGCGCUGCCGGAAUGUUUCUUUGGGCGCAUCUUAUGAUCGAAUCCCUGAAACUGGCAACCUCAUCUCGAGAAAUAGCGGAUAUUCUAAGCUACAUGCCCACAGGUCUUGAAGUGAUGUAUGGUGCCAUCCUCGAGAAGCUGGCACGAGGACCAGCCGGACGACAAGCCCUUGCAAAAAAGAUCCUACUCUGGACUCGUCUGUCAGCUCGGGAUCUGCAUUGGAACGAACUCGAAUCCGCUGCAGCAGUGGAGAUGUAG
Molecule: messenger RNA, 1356 nt
Organism: Cladophialophora psammophila CBS 110553
Lineage: Eukaryota; Fungi; Ascomycota; Eurotiomycetes; Chaetothyriales; Herpotrichiellaceae
Exons: 3
Coding region: 1-1356 (451 amino acids)
Source: RefSeq, a predicted model, not a curated record